AUGACUGCAGGCCGUCCUACUUCCUGGACUCCUAAUCAGACGCUGGGCUUUGGCGCCGGUAGCAUAUCAGGGGGGCACCCUGGCUACGCUUCCGCUGCGUUGUCUGGCACCUCGAAUCUCGACAUGGCCGAGUUCCCUGCGUUGGGAUCUCAGGUACCACAUCAUACGAAUGCAUCGACGCCAUCGUCUGCCAACGUAUUCUCGACGUAUGCGAGUCAUGCCGGCACUGGUGUGUCCAAUUCAGCUGUUAUGAUGCCGCGAAGUGGCGCGCCCUUUACCCCUGACGAGUUCCCUGCCCUGAAUCGUGCGCAUGCGCCACAGGAUAGCAGAAACUCUAAUAUGCCAUCAGCUCCCUCCUUUGGGGCGGACCAUGGCUCAGCGUGGCAACAUGAGGCGCCACGUCCCUCGAUUGCUCAAGAGCUCGCGCGAAAACCAGGUUUAUCUGCUGAGGCUUCUUCUAGUGCUGUGAACCAAUCAUCACAAGGCGUUAGUGGCUGGGUUCCCCCAUCGUACGACUCCCAGCCGCCUACUGGCAUGAGUCGGAUAGCCGUACCUCGGACUGGCGCUGCCGCCGCGUCCAAUGAAGCCGUUGCAACGCCCGAUGCCAAGGUUGACGCCAGUUCGAUGCCGGCGGUGAGCAGCGACACAGCGAUUCCCUUGCCCAUCUAUCAGGUAUUGUCAUCGCCUGUGGACCGAUUUGGUCUCGUGGGCUUGGUUAGCUUGAUCAAGACGCAAGACCCUGACAUGGCUAUGCUCACCAUGGGUACCAAUCUGCAGGGCUUUGGCAUGAACUUGGACUCAGCGGAACCGCUGCAUACCUCCUUUGUCACGCCGUGGUCUCAAGACCCGACCAUUGCCUCUAUGCAGGUGGAGCCGGCGUACCAAUUGCCCAGCUGCUAUAAUGUCCAAACCCCUCCCCCUGCCCAGACAAAGAUUGCUAGUUUCAGCGAUGAGACACUGUUCUUUAUUUUCUACUCGACGCCGCGUGACGUAUUACAAGAAGUAGCGGCCCAAGAGCUGUAUGCACGAAACUGGCGGUAUCAUAAAGGCUUGCAUUUGUGGCUUACGAAAGAGCCGAAUACGGAGCCACUGCAAAAGACACCUACCUAUGAACGAGGCACGUAUGUCUUUUUCGACCCUGGAUCAUGGGAAAAGGUGUCAAAGAGCUUUGUGCUGAUGUACGAAAUGCUUGAAGAUAAGCCAUCGUCGCAAGGCAUGAUGCCGGCUACGGCAGUGCAUCCCGGCACGCCAUCUCAGCUUUCUGCGCAGGCGCAGGCCACGAAAGCGAUGAAUGCAGCACAUGUACCGCCGAACGUGAUGCCUGGGUCUAACGCAGCAUCACCACAGACGUCAUUCUCAUAG
Molecule: messenger RNA, 1362 nt
Organism: Malassezia pachydermatis
Lineage: Eukaryota; Fungi; Basidiomycota; Malasseziomycetes; Malasseziales; Malasseziaceae
Product: general negative regulator of transcription subunit 2
Exons: 3
Coding region: 1-1362 (453 amino acids)
Biological process (GO): regulation of DNA-templated transcription; nuclear-transcribed mRNA poly(A) tail shortening
Cellular component (GO): CCR4-NOT core complex; P-body
Source: RefSeq, a predicted model, not a curated record